Messenger RNA from Triticum turgidum subsp. durum (durum wheat), 2154 nucleotides. The record is from the annotation of a GenBank genome assembly. Lineage: Eukaryota; Viridiplantae; Streptophyta; Magnoliopsida; Poales; Poaceae.
AUGCCCCGGAACCCGACGAGCGCAGGCAGGCGGCCGCAACCGCACCCACGCCCACACCCGACGCAUCCGCCGCUCACGACAACGGCCGCCGGAGCAGCUCGACACCAUCGUCCUCCGGCAUAUGUCACCCCCGAGCUGCCACCCGCGAGCCACCACCACCACCACCCCAAACCCCGUCCAUUCACCCUCCGGUCCGCGGCGCAAGCCAUGAUGAUGCCCCUGACGCGGCGGCGGCUGCUGGCCACGCUGCUCUGCCUGUGCGCGCUCCCCUCCCCGGCGCGGUCCCAGAACGCGAGCGCCACGCCGGCGCCGGCCAGCGUGGAGGGGUUCAACUGCUCCGCCAACGGCACCUACCCGUGCCAGGCCUACGCGCUGUACCGGGCAGGCUUCGCCGGGGUGCCGCUCGACCUCGCGGCGGUGGGCGACCUCUUCGGCGUCAGCCGCUUCAUGCUCGCGCACGCCAACAACCUGUCCACCUCGGCCGCGCCGGCCGCGGGGCAGCCGCUGCUCGUGCCGCUCCAGUGCGGCUGCCCCUCCGGCUCGCCCAACGCCUACGCGCCCACGCAGUACCAGAUCAGCUCCGGCGACACCUUCUGGAUCGUCUCCGUCACCAAGCUGCAGAACCUCACGCAGUACCAGGCCGUGGAGCGCGUCAACCCCACGGUGGUGCCCACCAAGCUCGAGGUCGCCGACAUGGUCACAUUCCCCAUCUUCUGCCAGUGCCCCACCGCCGCCCAGAACGCCACCGCGCUCGUCACCUACGUGAUGCAGCAGGGCGACACCUACGCCUCCAUCGCCGCCGCCUUCGCCGUCGACGCGCAGUCCCUCGUCUCCCUCAACGGGCCCGAGCGGGGCACGCAGCUAUUCUCCGAGAUACUAGUGCCGCUCCGUCGGAAGGUGCCGCAGUGGCUGCCGCCAAUCGUGACCCGCAACGACGUGCCGGCCACGCCGCCGUCCCCGCCGCCUACCGCGACGCCCGGCCCAAGCGACGUGGCCGACAACCGAGGCGGGGUGGUCACCGGGCUGGCCGUCGGGUUGGGCGUGGUCGGCGGGCUUUGGCUGCUGCAGCUGCUGCUGCUGGGCUGCCUGUGGAGGCGGCUCAAGGCGACGGGGCGGCGAGGGGACGCGGUGGCGAGCGGCGAGGGCGGCGAGGGCGGCAGGUCUGGCAAGAGCGCGUCCGGCUCCGGCGGCGUGGGAGGGGAGAGAUUCCUAGUGAGUGACAUAUCCGAGUGGCUGGACAAGUACAGGGUGUUCAAGGUGGAGGAGCUGGAGCGCGGCACCGACGGGUUCGACGACGCGCACCUCAUCCAGGGCAGCGUGUACAAGGCCAACAUCGGCGGCGAGGUCUUCGCCGUGAAGAAGAUGAAGUGGGAUGCCUGCGAGGAGCUCAAGAUCCUGCAGAAGGUGAACCACAGCAACCUGGUGAAGCUGGAGGGGUUCUGCAUCAACACGGCGACGGGCGACUGCUUCCUGGUGUACGAGUACGUGGAGAACGGGUCCCUGGACCUGUGCCUGCUGGACCGCGCGCGGGCGCCGCGGCUGGACUGGCGCACGCGGCUCCACAUCGCGCUGGACCUCGCCCACGGCCUCCAGUACAUCCACGAGCACACCUGGCCGCGCGUGGUGCACAAGGACGUCAAGAGCAGCAACGUGCUCCUGGACGCCCGCAUGCGCGCCAAGAUCGCCAACUUCGGCCUCGCCAAGACCGGCCACAACGCGGUCACCACCCACAUCGUGGGCACGCAGGGCUACAUCGCGCCCGAGUACCUCGUCGACGGCCUCGUCACCACCAAGAUGGACGUCUUCGCCUACGGCGUCGUCCUGCUCGAGCUCGUCUCCGGCCGCGAGGCCGCCGGCGACGGCGGCGAGCUGCUGCUGGCCGACGCGGAGGAGAGGGUGUUCCGCGGCCGGGAGGACCGGCUGGAGGCGCGCGCGGCCGCGUGGAUGGACCCCGUGCUCGCCGACCAGAACUGCCCGCCGGGGAGCGUGGCCACCGUCAUGGGCGUGGCCAGGGCGUGCCUGCAGCGGGACCCGGCCAAGCGGCCGAGCAUGGUGGACGUGGCCUACACCCUGUCCAGGGCGGAUGAGUACUUCGCGGACUACUCCGGCGAGAGCGUGUCCGUGGAUGGCAGCGGCGAGAUCGCCGCGCGGUGA